UUUAAGUCAAAGAGUCAAUUGGCAUUUUCCUGGGGUUUUCAAUUCACAGAAGGCUAGUUCUCACAUCAAGGAAGAAAAAAAAAACCAAGAACAGUAAAAAUGGUUCCUCGUGGUUUCACUGUGAUCACCAUCUUCGUCUUCGCAAUCGUUCCUCAUAUUCAGGGUUUCGCAAUCAGUGAACAAGAUGGGAAAAUCUCCAUGCGAUCAUCGCCGUUUGAAACCGCCCUCGUAACCCUUCAGAGGCAAAUUGGCUAUAAUUUCCAAAAAAUUAGUCUCCUUCGGCGUGCAAUGACUCAUGCCUCAUUCUCUGAAGAGAACAACAAGGCACUGAGCAUUUUGGGCGGCAAUAUCAUAGACACUUCUGCCUCUCUACGACUACUUAAAAAAAAUAUUGAGAUUUCUUCCAAAGAAAUGAACCGUCGCAUAUCAGAGAUCUCCAAGGUUGAAUCUUCCUGUGCUGCUGAUGGGUUGCAAUUGGGGUUGCAUAAGGUGGUUAGAGUCUCUCCCAAGACUAACUCUUCAGCUCCAGCGGUGGUUUGUGGGGCUUUCAGAGCAAUCUUUGGUGCUAUUGCUUUAGAUGUUGGGAAGUCUGAUGAUGCUGGAAGCAUUUUCUGGGCUGUUCAUGGUGGUGAAGUUGGAGGAGUUAUGGCCAUUUAAAUGCAGCUGUUUCUGUCUCCAUCGCCUGGUAGAAGAUGUUAUGCUAUAUCUCUAGUUUCUACCCGUGUGAUUUAGUUUAGUAGCAGAAACAGUAUUUGAUCGCGCUGUUUGUUUAUAUUUGUACAGUAUUGGUCAUGUUGAAACCUCUAUGACGAUGUUGCUGUCAUUCCUCAAUCCAACGAUAUUAUGCUAUGUUAAUUUUGUUUGUGUGGAGAAACUUCAUAAUUCUUCAUAUG
Molecule: messenger RNA, 893 nt
Organism: Rosa chinensis
Lineage: Eukaryota; Viridiplantae; Streptophyta; Magnoliopsida; Rosales; Rosaceae
Product: protein NUCLEAR FUSION DEFECTIVE 2
Exons: 3
Coding region: 100-657 (185 amino acids)
Biological process (GO): regulation of gene expression; rRNA processing
Cellular component (GO): nucleus
Molecular function (GO): double-stranded RNA binding; ribonuclease III activity
Source: RefSeq, a predicted model, not a curated record